CCCUUGAGGCUUGAGGGACACAUCAUUAGCAUCCCUUUGUUUACUGCCCACUGCUACUCCUUCCUUCAUACACUCCACAUUCCCCCUUCUUCUUCUUCUUCUUCUUCUAUCCCCGUUUUCUCUCUCCUCCCAUUUCCCAUCUCUUUGCUUUCUCUCUAUAUAUUAUUCUUCUUUUUCUCCCACUAAUUGCCUGUCAAAUUUAUUACAAAAAAAAAAAAAAAACAAUAUUUAUUACUCCGUAUAUUUUAUUUUAUGUAUUUAAUAAAUUAAUUAAAAACUGGGCAUCAACAAUGAACCAAAGGUCUUCUGUAGAAUCAGUUGAAGAGGGUGUUUCUCAUCAGAGCAUCAAGCGUGCUUCAUGUUCAGCUGUGCUUACUUUGGCAUACCAGAGUCUUGGAGUAGUUUAUGGAGAUCUUAGUACCUCACCUCUGUAUGUUUACAAAACCACAUUCUCUGAGAAAGUAAGCCUCCGUGAAGACGAUGAAGACAUAUAUGGGGUGCUUUCCUUCAUAUUCUGGACAUUUACACUGGUUGCUCUUUUCAAAUAUAUUUUUGUUGUUAUGUCAGCAGACGAUAAUGGCGAAGGCGGCACUUUUGCCUUGUACUCAUUGCUAUGCCGCCAUGCAAACCUUAGUGUUCUUCCUAAUGAUGACAAGUUAUCUGCAAUAUAUUCUAUUGAGGGAUCCGACCAGACAGCAAGGACUUCUGCUUUCAAGCUACCAUUUGAAAAGCAUGAAAGAUUUCAUAAAGCGUUGCUCAUCUUUGUUUUUCUGGGAACAUGUAUGACUAUUGGUGAUGGUGUACUCACACCAGCAAUAUCAGUUCUUUCAGCAGUGUCUGGAGUUCGUCUAAAAUUCACGGGACUUCAUGAAAAUUAUGUUGUUGUGGUUUCCUGCAUCAUUUUGGUAGUCCUGUUUUCUCUCCAACAUCAUGGAACACAUAGGGUUUCUUUCAUGUUUGCACCAAUUGUUUUAGCAUGGCUCCUUUGUAUCAGCAGCAUCGGUGUUUAUAAUAUUAUAAGGUGGAAUCCAGGCGUUGUUAAUGCACUGUCUCCCGUUUAUAUGUUCAAGCUGCUUAGACACACAGGCAUGGCAGGAUGGGUGUCCUUAGGAGGGGUUGUUCUCUCUAUUACAGGUGUGGAGACCAUGUUUGCUGAUUUGGGCCAUUUUUCAGCUUGUUCAAUUAAGAUAGCAUUUACUUUUCUGGUUUACCCUUGUUUGGUUUUGGCUUAUAUGGGUGAGGCUGCCUUCCUGUCUCGUCAUCAUGAAGACAUUCAGAGGAGCUUCUACAAAGCUAUUCCAGAACCAGUAUUCUGGCCGGUUUUCGUAGUGGCUACAUUUGCGGCGGUAGUAGGAAGCCAAGCUGUAAUAACAGCAACGUUCUCAAUCAUAAGCCAGUGUUGCGCUUUGAACUGCUUUCCUCGAGUAAAAAUUGUUCAUACUUCAAGUGAAAUAUAUGGACAGAUCUACAUUCCAGAGGUGAAUUGGAUGCUGAUGUGCCUAUGUCUAGCUGUAACAAUUGGGUUGAGAGAUACAAAUAUGAUAGGUCAUGCGUACGGUCUAGCAGUUACAACGGUGAUGUUGGUGACUACAUGCUUGAUGGCAUUGGUUAUGGUUGUUGUAUGGAGAAAGAGGAUAAUAACUGCAGUAUCAUUCUUACUGUUAUUUGGAUCAAUAGAAGUCCUUUAUUUCUCAGCUUGCCUAUUCAAGGUUCCUGAGAGUGGUUGGAUUCCUCUUGCUUUAUCUUCAAUCCUAAUGGUGGUAAUGUAUGUAUGGAACUAUGGAACAUUAAAGAAACACAGAUUCGACAUGGAGAACAAGGUUUCUGUAGACCAGCUAGUAAGUUUAGGACCUAGUUUGGGCAUGGUUCGGGUGCCAGGGAUUGGUUUACUAUGCACCAACUUAGGUACAGGAGUACCAGCUGUGUUUGGACAUUUUGUUACAAAUCUACCAGCAUUUCACCAGAUCCUGGUUAUCGUGUGUGUUAAAUCUGUACACAUACCCUAUGUUGCAGAAGAGGAAAGAUUUCUUCUAGGGAGGGUUGGCCCAAAAGAGUAUGGUAUGUUCCGCUGUGUUGUUCAGUUUGGUUACAAGGAUUUGCUACAGGAGAACUACGAUUUUGAGAACAGAGUGGUAUCUGAGCUCAUAAAUUUUGUAGAAACAGAAGAAGAACGUGACACCGUCAAUGGUAUUAUGGAACAAGCUAAUACAUCAACACAAAUGGUAGAAUACCAGGACCAUGUCAAGUUAUUGGAUUUCAGCCUCGAUAACUUGGAAAAUGUUAGUCUUAGAGACGAGUCAAUCAAAAUCUUAGGAGCAAGGGAAUCAGGUGUAGCCUACAUUUUCAGUCAUUCGUAUGCAAAAGCCAAGAAAUCAUCUUCCAUCUUGAACAAAUUUGCUAUCAAUAUCUUGUAUGCUUUCCUAAGCAACAACUGUAGGGGACCAGAUGUUGCCCUAAAUGUGCCUCAUACUUCUCUGCUUAAAGUUGGUAUGGUAUACUAUGUUUAAACCCAGACCAACUCAUUUGUAAAUAUGAUAGAAACUUGGUAGUACCCUAAUCCAAAUACGAGUAUUAUUUACGCUUA
Messenger RNA from Spinacia oleracea (spinach), 2584 nucleotides. Its product is annotated as potassium transporter 1. The record is from RefSeq and is a predicted model, not a curated record. Gene Ontology annotation, biological process: potassium ion transmembrane transport. NCBI's taxonomy places the organism in Eukaryota, Viridiplantae, Streptophyta, Magnoliopsida, Caryophyllales, Amaranthaceae. The transcript is spliced from 9 exons. Gene Ontology annotation, cellular component: membrane. Gene Ontology annotation, molecular function: potassium ion transmembrane transporter activity. Bases 291 to 2507 code for a protein of 738 amino acids.